This is a messenger RNA of Ixodes scapularis (black-legged tick), 1597 nucleotides long. Its product is annotated as retinal dehydrogenase 1. The coding region runs from base 10 to 1485 and encodes 491 amino acids. The record is from RefSeq and is a predicted model, not a curated record. NCBI's taxonomy places the organism in Eukaryota, Metazoa, Arthropoda, Arachnida, Ixodida, Ixodidae. The transcript has 12 exons. Gene Ontology annotation, molecular function: aldehyde dehydrogenase (NAD+) activity.
UACUCCAAGAUGGCGCCCAUUCGGAACCCGGAGGUCAAGUUCACUCAGAUCUUCAUCAACAACCAGUUUGUCAACUCUGCUUCGGGGAAGACGUUCGCGACGUACAAUCCUGCGACGGGUGAAAAGAUCGCCGACAUUCAAGAGGGCGACAAGGAGGAUGUCGAGAAGGCCGUGAAGGCGGCCAAGGCAGCGUUCGCCCGUGGCUCCGAGUGGCGAUCAAUGGAUGCAUCCAAGAGAGGAACGUUGCUCUUCAAGCUGGCCGACCUCAUCGAGGAACAGAAACACUAUUUGGCGAGCCUGGAGACAAUAGACGGCGGUAAAACCUUCGCGACCUCUCAAGAAGACGUCGCGUUCGCCGUCCGUGUUCUUCGCUACUGCGCCGGCUACUCGGACAAGAUACACGGAAAGACCAUUCCGAUCGACGGCAACUGUUUCGCGUACACUCGACGUGAGCCCAUCGGCGUCGUGGGACAAAUCAUACCCUGGAACGGUCCCAUCCUGAUGCUGGCCAUGAAACUGGGUUCUGCGCUUUGCACCGGCAACGUAGUGGUCUUGAAGCCGGCCGAGCAGACACCCCUGACAGCGCUGGCGGUCGCGAGCCUCGUGCCCAGGGCCGGGUUUCCAGCCGGGGUCGUGAACAUCAUUCCGGGCUUCGGACACACGGCGGGAGCCGCCAUAUCGGGCCACCACGAAAUCGACAAGAUCGCCUUCACGGGAUCCACCCAGAUUGGGAAGUUGAUGCUCAAGGCCUCGGGCGAAUCCAACUGCAAGAAUGUGACCCUGGAACUUGGAGGGAAGAGUCCACUGAUCAUUUUCGCGGAUGCCGAUCUGGACCUCGCGGUUACGCUGGCGCACCACACGGUCUUCGCCAACCAGGGACAGAUCUGCUGUGCCCCGACACGAACCUACGUGCACGCCGACAUCUACGACAAGUUCGUGGCCAAGUCCGUUGAACUCGCCAAGGACAGGGUCGUGGGGGACCCAUUUGACGAGCGCAGUGUGCAGGGACCGCAGAUCAGCGAGAGACAGAUGGAGAGCAUCCUGAACUACGUCAACAUCGGGAAAAAAGAAGGGGCCAAGCUUCAGUGCGGCGGACGUCGCCAUGGAACCAAAGGCUUUUUCGUCCAGCCCACCGUGUUCUCCGACGUCACGGACGACAUGAAGAUCGCCCGAGAGGAGAUCUUCGGCCCCGUGCAGAGCAUUUUCAAGUUCCACACCACGGAUGAAGUGAUAGCCAGAGCCAAUGACACCAUCUACGGCCUAGCCGCCGGAAUCGUCACCCAAGACGUGACCACUGCACACGUCGUGGCGCAGGCUCUUCAAGCUGGCGUUGUGUGGAUCAACACAUUCCUCACGGUUGCCACGCAAGCACCUUUUGGCGGUUUCAAGAUGUCCGGAAUCGGCACCGAGCUGGGAGAAGACGGAUUGCUUGCGUACACCCAAGUGAAGACGGUCGUCACUGCAAUCCCACAGAAGAUGUCGUAAACACUUGGCAUUUCGUGCCGGAUGUUAUGAGUUAUGUCACCCCUCAGGGAUUUGAGAUACCAUACUCGUGAAAACCAAAUAAAGCUACGCUGUACCAUCUACCUAAAUAUUU